AUGCCGACUAAACGACCGGUGCCUUUGAGCGAUGCGGCUCUUGGACAUAAAGGUGAUACCAGCAGCGAGCUCGCAAUAGGCGAGACAAAUGCUGGUGUGCCUUUACCAGUCAAGAACACGUUCAUUGAUAUGCCAUCUGGCUUGACACCAGUGAACUCUCCGAGCAAAGAUGCCCACCCAUCGAGUACAGCGCCUGCCCAGGUUCAUCUGCGGGAGGGAUGGAUUGAUAGGGCGAUCGACCGGGGCAUCCUGGAUGCCGUGCAAGAGACAAUAGAUUCGCCGGCCAACGUGCCCACAGAUCCAGGUGUGCCUGGGCUGGCGUCGACAAGUUCCGCCCAGCGGCCCGGGGGCCUGGCGGCCAGUGCUCCGCUGAUGACACCGUCGCCGACUGGUCAAUCGAUGUUCGGAGAAUCAAGGUAUCAGCUGUUUGGAGGGCCCCCGCCGCCAAUCCAAGAAGCUCCAUUGGCAGCUCCUGGCCACGAGCUGGGCCAGCGCCUGCACGGCACCCCGGCUCCUGGUCUUGGCGAGCCUCUGCUGCUGUCGGUACCUCCGCCCAGUCAGGCACCUCCUCCGCAACAUCUUCCUUUGUACGCUGGAGGCUUUGGCGGAGCCCCGCCUUACUACGACUACAACUACCUUGGACCCCCAGGAGCACGAAUAUCCGAGCCUUUUGGAGUUCAAGAUUUUGCUCGUCGGAAUUCGCUGGAAAAAGACAGUGAUGAUGACGACGAUUCAGAGGCUGAGCGACAACAGGCAGCGCUGGCAGCUGCGGGCAUGACCGCCGAGAAUGCACCCAAGCCGCCACCUGGGGCGGAACACCCGUCACUGGGAUCAGCUUUUCACGACAGUGGGAGCUGCAAAAGAUGCUGCUUCUAUCCGCGAAACAGGUGUCUGAAUGGGUACGAGUGCGAAUUUUGUCACUACGAGCACGAGAAGCGGAAGAGGAAAAACAAAAAGAAUAAGAAGAAGAAGGCUGGUGAGCACAUUGAGGAGUACUACUCGGCCGAUGCUGUUGCGCACAUGACUGACCUCCCUUGGCCAGCACCGGCACCCCAUGCACCCCUCGCACCCCUGCCCUUGCCACUCCCCCAAGCUGUGCCACCCGAAUAUCCCGAGUACGUGGAUGGACCGCUGACAUACCAGUGGACCGAUGGUACAGUUGGACAAACCCCCGCCCCACCAAUCAUCCCAGGCUAUGAGCACUUGGUAACAGCUGCAGUCUCAAGGGUGCAACGAACACCUGCACCUCACAGGGAAGGACCUGCACUCGCAACCAAUCCCCCGCCCAAUCCCAACCAUUACGAUUCUUAUGACCGGACCAGCCCGGGCUAUCAUCCCUACGAUGUGCCGCCUGCUGGCCCGGCUUACCGCCACCCCCCACCACAACCCGUACCCCACCCGGUGCCACCACAUCCCCACCCACCACUGCCUGGCCUAGAUCCAGCUGCGGCGCCCUGGCACCCGCCAGCCACAGCUCCGUUCCCAGCAACCAACGGCGCGCUGCGCCAUCCACGGCCAGACCUCAUGUCCUACCCCCCGCCGGCCACGGUUCCACCGGAUGAACCAAGGCCGGUGGUGAGCGAGGAACUGGGCACCGAUCCCAGACCCUUCGAUCUGUUGACUGUAGGCCCACAGACCCCACAGCCCGGAAAGCCGAUGCCCAUUAAGGUGGAAAAGGUUGCCGGCCAGACCGGUCAGGGAGACGGCCCCAAUAUGCCGCCACCCGACCAAUCACCCAAGCUGAGCAGCGAUCUCAUGGCCUCCCUGCAGCAGGAUCCGCCCCCGCCGGAUGAAAGCCCCACGUGA
This is a messenger RNA of Symbiodinium sp. CCMP2456, 1806 nucleotides long. Lineage: Eukaryota; Dinophyceae; Suessiales; Symbiodiniaceae. The record is from the annotation of a GenBank genome assembly.